Physcomitrium patens is the source of this 3036-nucleotide messenger RNA. RefSeq lists its product as uncharacterized. The record is from RefSeq and is a predicted model, not a curated record. Lineage: Eukaryota; Viridiplantae; Streptophyta; Bryopsida; Funariales; Funariaceae. Gene Ontology annotation, molecular function: protein binding.
CUCUCUCCACCUUUGCUGCCUGCCUCUCGAGCUACAGUCCUUGCGGCGCGCUGUGUCCCCCUCACCCCACCUCCUACGCUCCUCCGUCGUCGUCGUCGUCGUCGUCGUCUACGUUCCUCGCCCUCACACCACUCGCUUCUGCCGAUCUUGGUUUAGCCCCCUCUUCCACCCUCCCUGUCUCACUCUCUGUAUCCAUUCCGUACCUCCUGUUGCUUCAUCUAUCCAAGAUUAAAACUUCGCUGGUAUUAAACACUAGCAUUCGAUCGUUCAUGCACCAGGCAGUCCCUACCUCCAUUGGUUUUGAAAAGUGGUGGAGGUUUAGUUCCUGGUUUUAGGUCGUGCAGGCUCCACUCUGGGCCCCAGAACCUACAAUGUGUCUAGAAUUGUUAAGGCGUUGCAGGGGUAUCUGUUCGUGCAGUCCUCUUUUGAUCCGCACUGUAACGAUAUUAACACAGAUUUGAAUUCCGUUCUGUUGUCGGCCGCUGCAUUCUCCAAUCAGUGCCCCGCUGUGUGCGGAUUGUUCCUGCUGUUGGGAAGUGCCGGACUUGAGGUACAUGUGCCGCGGUUGCCUCUCGCAGCACGGAGUGCAGACCCGGACUUUACUCGUGAGUACCUCGCAGAAGAUAUCGUCUGUAGCUCAUGUCUGUAAGCUACGUCAAUCUAAUCUGGACGAAGCUGGAUUAGUAUGGGUGCAUCUAGUAAAUUCUUCAAGUCCCUCAUUAGCGGGAAACGCGGAGGAGGUGCUAGUGGAGCAGUUUCAGCUGCACCUGUUAUCACGAAAGCACAACCAGAAACGAAAGCAUUGUCCACUACAGCCUCCGAGAAAGGUGUUUCCGAGAGGGCCCCUUCAGAACGGUCUGUUCAGUCUGACAGAGAAGAUAUUGUCAACUCACAGGUCCCUCCGAAGAAACUUCAAGGAGAGAAGUCUAAUGAAAAGAUUCACAAGAGAUGGACGCUUUGGAGACAUGCCUCAGAGAACGACCAAGAGCCGGACCAGGAUGUCAUGUCGACUGGGCCGGUCAUGUCAAGCUACAGCCAGGAGUUCAAGAUGGAGCAGGUGCAGGUGAUGAUUGAUGAGACAGUGGGAACUGAAAGUCCAUCUACCAAUUCGCACUCGAUUGUGGUGGCAGAAUGGGCUGCAAUUCGUAUCCAAACCGCCUUCCGAGGAUUUUUGGCAAGGAGAGCUCUGCGAGCAUUGAAAGGAUUGGUACGCUUGCAAGCUCUGGUGCGGGGCCACACAGUGAGGAGGCAGGCAGCAAUAACCCUGCGAUGCAUGCAAGCUUUAGUAAGGGUCCAAGCUCGCGUCCGUGCCCGUCGAGUCCGCAUGUCUCAGCAAGGUCUCGCAGUGCAGCGCACCAUAAGCCAUCGAAGGCUCAUCGAGGCCCAACUCCGUGAAUCCGAGCUCGGGUGGUGCGCUAGCUCUCGAACUAAGCAAGACCUCCAAGCAAAGCUUCAACAAAAACAGGAGGGACUUAUGAAGCGCGAAAGAGCCCGAGCAUAUGCCAAUAGCCAACAGUGGAGACCAGAAAGUCACGGAGGAUCCUCACAGGUAUACUUCAACAAUGAAGAUGAUAAACCCCAUUGGGGUUGGAGCUGGUUGGAGCGUUGGAUGGCAGCUCGUCCUUGGGAGAACCGCCCUCUGAAAGAUGCCCAGGGUCAGUUGCCCACCAAAGCUGCUGCCGAGAACCAAGAUAACCGGACUUCGCAGAGUGGCAUGGACGACUCACCAACACAUUCACAAGCAUUGCACCUCAGUUUUGAUAACAACAGUAAGCACACAUCCCCCAUUACCUCCACCUUGAUACAGCUCCAGCGGCAGCAACGGAAAAUGUUGAGGGGAUGCAAUGGCCAAGCCGAAUCAGAUGCCUCUUCGCUCCCACGCUCUAAUUCCAACACGCCCUCUCAUAGCGAGAACUUGCAUUUUCCUGCUGUCAGGAGAAGCGGUUACAUGGCAGCAACUAAGUCGGCCCAAGCUAAGGUUCGAGCUCAUAGCAAUCCCAAGCAGCGGGCAUCAGAUGACGAGGUGCAAUCAAAAGUCAAGAAGCGAACUUCGUUACCGAAGCGGGAAUCUCGAGAUUCCUCUCGGAGUGCAAUGGUAAGCGUGAGUCCUAAUGCUUCACAAGCAACUUCCCGAAAACCAUCCAGUCGAGGCGAUAGAUCGCAGAAUAGUGGCGAAAACGGCCCACAACCGUCUCACAAGCCAGCUUCCCGCAGAAGUGAUGCCUCCUCUUCGUUUAUGCCUACAAGAACGUCGACACGGCACUCGCCUGGAGUCUUCAUGUCUGAUUCUUACAAUAUGGAUCGCGACUCGCGCAAAGCAAGUGACAUUCUUUCAUCAGCGUACAAGUCUGGCGGGGGCUCCCAGAAGGCCCCAGGGAAUUUCAUGCACCAGUCUUACAAUCUGGGCAGACCAUCGCGCAGACAUGAAGACUUCACGAUCUCUUCGUACCAUCACGAUAGACCCCGACGGAGUGCUGAGACUCGGCAGUCGAAUCUCGAAUCCUCCACUAAGGAAGAUGACUUUCUCGCUCAUUACAUUACCCAGGAGAGGUCUACUUCUAGAAAGGAUAUUCUGUCGCAGUCACUGAAUUUCGAGAGGACUGUGCCGAAGAAUCCUUCAUUGAAUAGUGCAACUACAGAUAGCAUUCUUCAGCACAACCAUCGCUCUAUACAACAGCCCAGGCCAUUGCGCAGGAGGGGGGAGUUUUCCAGGAACAACAGGCCUUCCACCAGAGCCGGCGAUUUUGUGAACCAAGCUCACCAAUUCAACAGACCUCCUAUGGGUCAAAGCGCAGAUUUCCCCUCUGCUAAUGGAGAUUUUCGGAAGUCUUAGAUAAUCAUUUAUUUGUUAGACCGUAGGUUAGGAAUCUAGGAUUCAUUAUCCUUUCACCCAAAAUCAUUUGGGUGAGUCUGUAAGCAUAUUGGCUUGACUUGGCUAGCGUGAUUGAUACCUCGCAUUGUACAUUUACUUCAACGGUCGUUAUUGGUCACCUUGACACUAGUAAUCAAUCAGAUAUUCUUGGACUUAAACUACAA